Molecule: messenger RNA, 930 nt
Organism: Dermatophagoides farinae (American house dust mite)
Lineage: Eukaryota; Metazoa; Arthropoda; Arachnida; Sarcoptiformes; Pyroglyphidae
Gene: Dd
Product: CTD nuclear envelope phosphatase 1-like protein dullard
Molecular function (GO): phosphatase activity
Source: RefSeq, a predicted model, not a curated record
AAAAAACAAAAAUUUGUUUUGGCCUUACUUUUCUGUUCUUUUGUUUGUUUAUUAUUAUUCCUCAAUUCAAAUUGAUAUCCACUAUAUAUAUUCUGAACGAUCUGAUCUGUAUGAUCAAACGAAAAUUUGUGCAAAUGUUUAAACAAAUUCAAAUGGGUUUAAAAGCAUUUCUAUUAUUCACUGCACGUGUUUGGUCUUGUAUAUGUUAUUCAUUGAAAAAACAAACUCGAGCGCUGAAACAACAUCAAACAGUUAAAUAUGACAUAAUACCAUUAUCACCAUUAUCAGCACAUCGAUUAAAUCUUGUAAAACGGAAAACAUUGGUACUUGAUCUUGAUGAAACUUUGAUACAUUCACAACAUGAUGGCGUAACAAGACAAACAGUGAAACCGGGUACACCACCGGAUUUUAUACUUCGUGUUACAAUUGAUCGUAAUCCAGUCAAAUUUUAUGUACAUAAAAGGCCACAUGUUGAUUAUUUUCUUGAUGUGGUGAGCAAUUGGUAUGAUUUGGUUGUAUUUACAGCCAGUAUGGAAAUAUAUGGCCAAGCAGUUGCAGAUAAAUUGGAUAAUAAUCGUGGUAUAUUACGGAGACGUUUUUUUCGUCAACAUUGUACAUUGGAUUUUGGUAGCUAUACAAAAGAUUUGUCCACAAUUGUCGGUGAUUUAUCAAGUGUUUUCAUACUGGAUAAUAGUCCAGGAGCAUAUCGUUCAUAUCCAGACAAUGCCAUACCAAUUAAAUCUUGGUUUUGUGAUCCUUCCGAUACGGCAUUAUUAAAUCUAUUACCAGUAUUGGAUGCAUUACGUUUUACUAGCGAUGUACGAUCUGUAUUAAGCCGGAAUCUUCAUCUACAUAAAAUGUUUUGAAAAACCAAAAACUAAAACCAGAAAAAAAACAUCUCAACAUCAUGCCUACAUUACAAACAAAACA